AUCGUGAACCGCGGAGCACAGCCACAGCACACGCUCCAAAUGUACGUCCGGAAUUGCCUUGAGGUGUGGUCCCUGGUGAGUGUGCUGGUGGCGUUGGUGGCAUCAGCAGAGAUCACACCAGAUCUCAUCCGCGUGGAGAGCUUGGCGGAUCACUGCCUCGUCCAGGCGGAGCAAACCCGCUGCAGUGGUUUCAAUUUCGACAGGGAGGACGAGAGGGCCUCCUUUGACCUUCAGACGGAGGUAAGGAUCACCCCGGAUGGCAGCACCUACGAGGUGGUGGGCGACGACCAACCCACGGGAGCCCUGAUAUUCGAGAACUGCACCUUUGUGCACUUUCCCGAGAGGCUGUUGUACAGUCUGGAGGUCACAGAGCUGGACAUGCGAUCGUGUGGCAUCAGGCACAUGCGGUGGGACAGCUUUGCCCUCGGCGCCGAGAAGCUGGUUAUCCUCCUCCUUUCGGACAACCUGCUGGAGGAACUCAACGAUAAGAGCUUCUUUGGAGCCGGGAAUCUGCAGUUCCUGUUCCUCAAUCAAAAUAGGAUCAGGAGCCUGGAUACGGACACCUUCGAUGGUCUGCAGAGUCUCCAGUACUUGAAUCUCAUCGAAAACCAACUCGAAGAGCUUCCCCCAAGGAUAUUUGACGACCUAAAGAGCCUCCAAACGGUGCUUCUGGCCCAAAAUCUGCUGACCACCGUGGCAGGCGAUUUGUUUGCCUACAAUCCCCGCAUCCAUAGCGUGUCCCUGCACACAAACCGCCUGGAGGAUCUGCAGGAGUACGCCUUCCGCGUGGGGCAGGAGCACCGCCUGCAUUCUCUCGAUCUCUCACACAAUCCACGGCUGACGGUGCUGCUCCUCAACCUGAACGCCAGCCGCUUGUCGGUGCGCAACUGCUCGCUGGACCGCGUCAAUCUCUACGGAUCGGUGACGGAGGUCGACCUCAGCGAUAACCGGGUGCGGGAGCUGUACUUCCCCGCGUCGGAGACCCUCGAGUAUCUGGUGCUGCGCAACAACUCGCUCGUCCAGAUGGCCUCCCUCACGCGUGUGCCCCGCCUGCGGCACUUGGAUGUGGCUGAUAAUCCCCAGCUGGCGCCCUUGCCCGAGGGCUGGCAGACGCCCGAACUGGAGCUCCUCGAUCUGCGGAGCACGGGACAGCAGGAACUCCCACUGGCGGCACUGCAGGGGAUGCCACAACUCCGAAAGCUGGACAUUUCCGGCAACAAUCUCACGGAUAUCGAUCCUACGGCAUUCCCACUGCUCUCCCAGUUGACACACUUUUAUCUGCAUGCCAAUAACUGGAACUGCUUCAGCCUGCGGACCAUCAUGGACAUGCUCAUCCGUCCCAACGGCAUCACCUACACGGUGGACGCUGUAGACCCCGAUUUCCCCGGGGAGUACAUCCAUGGUAUUGCCUGCAUGUACCGCCAGCCAGAGAGGGAGCCUCUGGGAGGCUAUUCCUCCACUGAAACCGAAUCGGGCUACUCCGCCAGCGUGGAGCGAGAGAGUGAGCCCUCGGAGGCUGAGAAACUUCGCAAGGAACUCCAGGCCGUGGUGCAGUAUUUUGAGGCAAAGUUCGAUAAGAUAAUGGAGGCUCUGGAACAGCUUAACGAUCGCAUGUCCUCCAUUGAGAGGCUCAAUCACACCAUCUGGAAUACGGUCACACUUUCUGUUUAAUUCGAUCUCCAAUCUAAAGUUUCCAAAGUUCUACUGUUUGAGUAAUAAAUAUGUUUUGUUUUGACCUCAA
Messenger RNA from Drosophila persimilis, 1741 nucleotides. It is a transcript of the gene cDIP, whose product is annotated as nephrocan. The transcript has a single exon. The coding region runs from base 40 to 1671 and encodes 543 amino acids. The record is from RefSeq and is a predicted model, not a curated record. NCBI's taxonomy places the organism in Eukaryota, Metazoa, Arthropoda, Insecta, Diptera, Drosophilidae. Gene Ontology annotation, molecular function: protein binding.